This is a messenger RNA of Coregonus sp. 'balchen', 999 nucleotides long. NCBI's taxonomy places the organism in Eukaryota, Metazoa, Chordata, Actinopteri, Salmoniformes, Salmonidae. The record is from the annotation of a GenBank genome assembly.
AUGGCCUGGAAGGCAGCUGGAGUCUUUGUUUUCCUACUCCUUAUUGCAAGAUCAUCCUCAACUUCUCUUCCUAUCAGUAUGACAGUGUAUUUGAAUGACACUGUUACACUCCCCUUCUAUGGAUCAUGCAAUGGUCAUGUCAUUGAAUGGAAGCAUCGUCAGAAGAUUGCAUUAGGAGAAAUUAGGCCUACCACAUUGGUCGCUAAACUGGAUCAACAGCCUUCGGUAUUCACACCUGGAGUGGGCUUUGAGAACAGGGUUAAACGCGGGGAUAUAGCCCUCGAUCUCACCAUCACCUCUGUUGUAUUUAAUGACAUGGGAUGGUUUGAGUGUCACUGUGGUAAGACUCAAGAAGAUGUAGAAUUAGUCGUUUUAGUCCCCAUUGUGGUAGGUGAACCUGCUCAUGUUGGAUCUAAUUUUAAACUCAACUGCUACGGCUUAACCGAGAAACAAACUCCUAACAGUGAGGUACUCUUCUAUUGGAAAAGACAUGAAGAGAAUGUUUUGUCUGUCAAGGGACAUCAUUUGACCUAUGGCCUUGGGUUUGAAAACAGGGUAUCUGUUUCCAAAGAUGCUUACCGACAGGGAGACCUUUCCAUCACCCUAUCUGACUUAAGCCCUUCAGAUCAGGGGACCUACCACUGCUUCUUCGGCUCUAAAAAGAGGGGAACACCAGAUGCUGUCACUCUCACUGUUCAAGAAGAGUGCUGGUCAACAACAUCGACAUGGGUGGUUACAAUUGUAGGAGGGGUUGUAGUACUCUUAGCAGGGUUUGCUAUUGGUAAUUGUGUAGACAGAGUGAGAUUUGUGCGUUUUCUGAGAUUUCUGAGAUUUCCCUUUGGUCGUCGCAACAAGUAAGUGGAAUCAUCACACUCAGUGCCUUCUAGAACAUAUGAGGCCUUCUAGAGGAGCCCCAAGAGUCUGAUUAUGUUGGAGUGGCUGUUAGAAAACACCAUCAGCGAGGUGAAUGAGCCCACAUGGAAAUGGAGGAACGCAUGA